Messenger RNA from Sebastes umbrosus (honeycomb rockfish), 1713 nucleotides. Its product is annotated as nuclear factor 7, brain-like. Gene Ontology annotation, molecular function: protein binding; zinc ion binding. The record is from RefSeq and is a predicted model, not a curated record. The transcript has a single exon. Bases 180 to 1613 code for a protein of 477 amino acids. Lineage: Eukaryota; Metazoa; Chordata; Actinopteri; Perciformes; Sebastidae.
CUUCAGACCACAACCACCACUUCCACUGAGAGACGACAUCUACAGGAGGGAAUAUUGGGAAUACUGGGAUACCACCACUACAACCAGCUGCUGAAUCCACAAACUGAACGGAAGAUGUACAACAUAAACGGUGGCUGAGCCGUCUGCCUGCUGUGUUUUCAGCUUCACUCAGAGACUAAAUGGCUUCCAGAUUAGAGGACGAUCUCUGCUGUUCUGUCUGCCACGACGUCUUUAAAGAUCCUGUCAUGCUGUCAUGUAGCCACAGCUUCUGUAAAGUCUGUCUGCAGAGCUGGUGGACAGAGAAACACGUCCAAGAGUGUCCACUUUGUAAGAGAAGACAUUCAAAGGAUAUACUACCUUCUAACUUGGCUUUAAAGAACCUGUGUGAGAGUUUCUUACAGGAGAGAGCUCAGAGAUCUUCAGAGGCUCUCUGCAGUCUGCACUCUGAGAAACUCAAACUCUUCUGUCUGGACCAUCAGCAGCCGGUGUGUCUCGUCUGCAGAGAUUCAGAAAAACACACCAACCACAGAAUCAGACCCAUCGAUGAAGCUGCACGACAACACAAGAAGGAACUUCAGGAAACUCUGGAGCCCUUAAAGGAGAAGUUAAAGGUUUUUGAAGAAGUCAAGGUGAAGUUUGAUCAAACAGCAGAACACAUGAAGGUCCAGGCCCGACACACAGAGAGGCAGAUUAAGGAGCAGUUUAAGAAGCUUCACCAGUUUCUAGAAGAGGAAGAGGAGACCAGGAUGGCUGCACUGAGGGAGGAAGAGGAGCAGAAGAGUCAGAUGAUGAAGGAGAAGAUGGAGGCUGUGAGCAGAGAGAUAGCAGCUCUUUCAGACACAGUCAGAGCCACAGAGGACGAGCUGAGAGCUGAAGACGUCUCAUUCCUGCUCAACUACAAGGCUGCAGUGGAAAGAGUCCAGCAGCGCCCCCUGCUGGAGGAUCCACAGCUGCUCUCAGGAGCUCUGAUAGACCAGGCCAAACACCUGGGCAACCUGACCUUCAACAUCUGGAACAAGAUGAAGGACAUGGUCUCCUACACUCCUGUGAUUCUGGACCCAAACACUGCUCAUCCAAAACUCAUCCUGUCUGAAGAUCUGACCAGUGUGAGACCAGGACAGAAACAGCAGCUUCCUGAUAAUCCAGAGAGGAUCGAAGGUUUCCUCGCCGUCCUGGGUUCUGAGGGCUUUAACUCAGGGACUCAUAGCUGGGACAUUGAGGUUGGGGACUGUACAUACUGGGAACUGGGUGUGUUAGCAGAGUCUGUACAGAGGAAGGGGUUCAUCCGCUCUGGAUUAUGGAGACUAGGGUUCUAUAAUGGUAAAUAUUCAUCGUUCUCCCCGUCACGUCUACCUACUGUUCUCCGAGUGAAGAAGAAGCUCCAGAGGAUCAGAGUGAAUCUGGACUGGAACGAAGGAAAGCUGUCGUUCUUUGACCCGGAUACUAACUCAAACAUUCACACCAUCACACACACUUUCACUGAGAGGAUGUUUCCAUUAAUUUACACUGUGGAUGAUCUCCCAGUGAAGAUUUUACCAGUGACUAUCUCUGUAGCAGUGGAACAACAGAACUACAAGAGGAUGAUGGCGAUGUGGAGGACAUCUACAGAAUAAUAAAAACAAUAAACCCUUUUUGUGUCGACGUCAUGAUGAGGUCACGGUGUUAGCUAGAGGCAAAACAAAGGAAAGACUGGAGGCUAACACUAGCAGUGGG